Cucurbitaria berberidis CBS 394.84 is the source of this 489-nucleotide messenger RNA. RefSeq lists its product as uncharacterized. Lineage: Eukaryota; Fungi; Ascomycota; Dothideomycetes; Pleosporales; Cucurbitariaceae. The record is from RefSeq and is a predicted model, not a curated record. The transcript has 2 exons. The coding region runs from base 1 to 489 and encodes 162 amino acids.
AUGCAGCUAGCCAGAGGAGAAGCCGCUUACGGAACCGCGAAUAGGGUCGCGAAGACACCCGGCGAUCGUUUGCGCGUAGCGAAGCAACAGUUCCGGACCACCAACAGUGCGCAUACAAAGCUGCACGCUAUGUUUGAGGAGACGAUCCAGGAGCUGGAGAGCACGAAGGCAAAGCUUGAAGCGACUCAGCGAGAGCUUGAAGCGACUCAGCGAAAGCUUGAAGACACCAAGGAAAUGCUCAGAUGUAGCAACGAAGACGUUGAAGAGAUCACGGAAUUGCUCAUCUCUAGCAACGAAGAGGUUGAUAUAUUCAAGGGCGAGAACUCAUGCCUGAUUCUUGCCCGGAACUAUCAUGAACAACACCUUGCCCAACUCGAUGACGAGCUAGAGCAAGAGAAGAAGAAAGUCAAAAAGAGUCAAGAUGCCGAGGAGAAGUUGGAGCAGCUCAGGAAACAUUGGUCUACAUUCUCGGCUAUGCUUUCAGAUUGA